AUGAUAAAAGUAUCCUCUCGGAAUGGAAUGAGGGUGUUCUUGAUGAAACAGACCUCCAUUUUUAAAGGAGUCAAAAUGUUGGUAUCAUCAUCAUUAAGAACGAAGCCUCUUCUUCUUUUCAGAGAUCAACAUGGCCAUAAACAAGCAGCAGCUCUUUAUUCUUCAUCAUUGAUUCAAAGAAAAAGCCUUGAUCAUGAAUUAUCGGAACAUACGACUCAUCCUCCAUCAUCAUCAUCAAGUAAAACUUCAUUACUUCCGAAUAUUAAAAUACCAUCCAAUGUACAAGAAAAUAUGAAACAUAACGAAAUUGAAUAUUAUCAAUUGAUUCAAAAGAAUCAUUACAAAGAAUUUUCAAUGAUUUGGAAAACAUGUCUCCUUGCAGGCUCUCUCUUUGGAAUUCUUUUAUUUUAUUAUUAUUUAAAAUAUCCAUCCUCCAUGAUUGAAGGUGGAGAAUCUCUUCAUUAUUAUUUAAAUCAAGUACUGAAAGAAAAAGAUCAAGUCAAUCCAAAAGUAGUUCAAAAUAUCAUGAAUUGGUUGAAACUGAACAAUAGAGAUGGAAUACAAAUGAUGGUACAAUCAGGAGCUUUUGAUACAUUGCUAGAUAUUGUAAUUGAAAAGAUCAACAAGUAUAAGAAUAUGAAUCAGGAGAUGAAUGAAAUUGAAAAUACAUCAAAAAUGGUACAAGAGAUAUUGUCAAUCAUUUAUUUGGUUGUAAAAUGCGAUCAGCUUCACCAUCAAGAUGGUAUUAUUUCUGAACAAAGACAAAAGAUAGAGCAUGCAGUCACAAUGUUAUUCAGAGAUGGUUUUGCUACUCCAGCGAAUGUACUUGUUCGAAAAGAAGAUACUAUUGAAAGUAUUGUGAAAGAUGAAAAGCGCUGGUUACUCUCAACGGCACAUACGAAUACUCUCUCUUCAUUGUUAAAAAUUGUCUAUGAAUUAUCAUUACCGAUUCCUAAAAACGAUUUGGAAAAAACUCUACAGUUGUUAAAAGAUAGAUCAAAUUUCUUUCAACUUGUAAAAGAUCACUUUGAGCGAAGAGUGGGUGAUGCUCUUCAAAAAAAUCGAAAGAGGCAUUGA
Molecule: messenger RNA, 1077 nt
Organism: Naegleria fowleri
Lineage: Eukaryota; Heterolobosea; Eutetramitea; Acrasida; Naegleriidae
Exons: 1
Coding region: 1-1077 (358 amino acids)
Source: RefSeq, a predicted model, not a curated record